CUUCUCUCCAAUUCUUCUUUCUCAGGUUUCCUUUGAUUUUUCUCCUUAUUUUCUAAAACUCUUGUCUAUUGUUUAAAUUUCAGAUUAGUUCUACUGUUUUUGAAGAGUACUAUUUGAGAUCCCUGCAAAUAAAAAUGGGAUAUAUGGACUUGGCGUUAUCGUAUUCGAAUCAAAUGCGGGUUGUUGAAGCUCCUGCAAGCGGAGGCGGUCUCAGUCAGAAUGGAAAAUUCAGCUAUGGAUAUGCAAGCUCAGCUGGGAAGAGAUCAUCUAUGGAAGACUUUUUUGAGACGAGGAUCGACGGUAUAGAUGGCGAAAUCGUUGGCCUAUUUGGAGUCUUUGAUGGCCAUGGUGGAGCCAGAGCAGCUGAGUAUGUGAAGCGUCAUCUUUUCAGCAAUCUUAUUACUCAUCCUAAGUUCAUUUCUGAUACCAAAUCUGCAAUAGCGGAUGCUUAUACUCAUACAGACUCUGAACUUCUCAAGUCAGAAAAUAGUCAAACUAGAGAUGCUGGUUCAACUGCCUCCACUGCUAUUCUUGUUGGUGAUCGUUUACUUGUUGCAAAUGUUGGUGAUUCCAGAGCUGUUAUAUGUCGAGGUGGAACUGCUUUUGCUGUGUCAAGAGACCAUAAACCUGACCAAAGUGAUGAGCGUGAACGGAUUGAGAAUGCUGGUGGUUUUGUGAUGUGGGCAGGGACUUGGAGAGUUGGAGGAGUCCUUGCAGUUUCUCGCGCUUUUGGUGAUAGACUGCUAAAACAGUAUGUUGUUGCUGAUCCAGAGAUUCAGGAAGAGAAGAUUGAUGAUUCUCUUGAGUUUCUGAUCCUUGCCAGUGAUGGACUUUGGGAUGUUUUCUCCAAUGAGGAAGCAGUUGCAGUGGUGAAAGAGGUUGAAGAUCCGGAAGAGUCGUCCAAGAAACUUGUGGGCGAAGCAAUAAAGAGAGGAAGUGCAGACAAUAUUACAUGUGUAGUUGUACGUUUCUUGGAGAGCAAGACUGCUAACAACAAUGGAUCCAGCUCAUCCGAGGAAGCAAAUCAAGGGGAAGAAGUAGCAAAUGACUCAUACCACAAGAACUCAGCCAAAGAAACCAAUCAAGACCAUAACACAGUACACAAGGAAAUGGACCGCAACGCUGAUAGUGAAAGCCUGAACCAGAAGCCAAUUGCAGCUAAAAGCAAUGAAAACUCGAACCAAAAGCCGAUUGUAGCCAGAAGCAACGAAAGCUCGAACCAAAAGCCUAUUGCAGCUAGUAGCAAUGAAAAUUCGAACCAAAAACUGAAUGCAGCUAGUAGCAAUGAAAGCCUGAAACAAAAGCCGACCGCAGCUAGAAGCAACGACAGCUUGAACCAAAAGCCAACCGCGUUUACAGAAGCAGAACGCAGCGUUUCUUCGGAACAGAGUGGUUUAGCCGGGGAAAAGAAUCAAAUGCCAAUUGCAAUCCGUAGUGACUCAGAGGAUAAGAGCUCAGUCAAAGUACCAAACCAAGGGAAGAUCACAGUAGAUAAUGACUCGGACCUUAGCAUUGCAAAGAAGCCGAUCACAGCAACACACACCACUUCCUUAGAACAGAGCGGAUCAACCGACGAAAAGAAUCGAACAGAGUGGUUCCGCAAGCAAGGCAAGUAGUACUGUUCCCUCUAUCUCUUACUAAAACACACACCAACUUCAGAAUCAUCCUGUGGAUAUAUAAUUGUCUCUGUCUUCAUUUACUUUGAACUAUAGUGUCGUUGAUUUAUAAGUUAUCUUUUCUUUGCCAUUCCUUAUUUUUUAUUUUUUGAGGUCUUAAGUUCUUAACUUCAAUAAUGUAAUUGUUCAUUUUGCCAUGUACUAAACUUGUAUAUUAUAACAACUUGGUUGGUUCUAAAUGCACAAUCACAUACACAAACAUAUUCAAAAUCACAUGAUAUAUACAAAAACAAGUUACAUACUGUAUAAACACCACCCACUCAAUUCUCCUCCUCUCUCCCACAACAAACUAAAAAGUACUCAUCAACAACAACAAAAAAAAAAAAAAAAAC
Camelina sativa (false flax) is the source of this 2008-nucleotide messenger RNA. Its product is annotated as putative protein phosphatase 2C 71. The record is from RefSeq and is a predicted model, not a curated record. Gene Ontology annotation, molecular function: cation binding; protein serine/threonine phosphatase activity. Gene Ontology annotation, biological process: protein dephosphorylation. Lineage: Eukaryota; Viridiplantae; Streptophyta; Magnoliopsida; Brassicales; Brassicaceae.